This is a messenger RNA of Mytilinidion resinicola, 1818 nucleotides long. RefSeq lists its product as uncharacterized. The transcript has a single exon. The coding region runs from base 1 to 1818 and encodes 605 amino acids. The record is from RefSeq and is a predicted model, not a curated record. NCBI's taxonomy places the organism in Eukaryota, Fungi, Ascomycota, Dothideomycetes, Mytilinidiales, Mytilinidiaceae.
AUGGCGUAUCAACCAAAGAAACCGUCAACCCUCCGUGUGGUUACCGAACAGACCGACACCGAAAUGACAGAUGUCCCGGAUGGAGCUAGCUCUCCUACCUGGAGCGAGUUAGGAUCUCCCGACAUAUUCAGAAGCAUGCCUCAACAUGAGUUUGCAGGUUAUAUGUGGGAACAUCAUGGUCUCGUAAUGCAUUCGCCACAACCUGAUACCUCCACGAUCGAGAAGACAUCCCAUCUCAACAAGGGCAACGCUAACAUUGCCAGUUCGACAUCUAGAGAUUUGCGCCAGGUCAGCAGCGGAAGUGGCAGUGCAACAGCAUCAAGUCCAACGUCCAUCGAUACUCCUUCCUUAGCAGCAGCAUCCACGAGAACUGCCAGUGGAGCCGCCGUCAAGUCGGCCGGAUCGAGUAGCACUGCGGACAGCCCUAGCAGCGCCGACAAACAUGACCGCACUACGGAACUGGUAGAAGAACUCCCCACGGAAAUAAAAGGGCGGGAUUUGCAAGAGAUGUUGCAAGACAUUCUGCAUCCUCGAAUCAACGCUUUCGCACCACACAAGACAGUAACCAGAGGUGGUACACACAGCCUGUCACGUAUUUGGUUCACACGAAAACACCCCGAGCAUUUCACCAUAUACGGGGCAUUACAUUCCAAGUCGGGUGUUCGGGACUUCCAGCAAAAGGAACAUGUGAUCCCCACACCAUAUUGGAGCUGGCUUAGGAGCAAAGGCGACCCGCCUCAAUUAGAGAUGCCUCCUUCUAUCAAAGGCCACGUCAAGUUCACUGGAAACAUUGACAAAUGCCGUACGAACAUAAAGAGCAGCUCGUCUGAGACACACACUAUGUUCGAAUUGGAUCCAAAUUCGUACACGACCCAGUCUAUCACUAGCGAUGAUAUUGUACUGCCUAGUCCGAUAGCAUCUCCAUAUACUCUUCCUCCUAACUUGAUCAACAUACCUACUCCUAUUCGGACCCCAGGAAUAUCUGCCAAGUUUGGAUUAAUCCUGUCGCUUGAGGACGGCCCAGACGCUCCAAACAUCGUAUCUGUGCUUCGGGAACCCCCUCUCGGCGCCUUCAUCGUUGUCGCAGGUGAUAAGUCCUCUGGCGAGAUGUCACGAGAUUGGCUGCUCGAACAGUCUCCUACCCAUUUCGUAAGGGGACAAGACGGAAACAUUAUCAUGAAGAGAGGAGGCGAUCUACAUUGCUACGCCCACAGUGGAGGUGGAAUUUGGAAGAAGAUGCAAAUUUCCGAAGAUUACUGGAAUUGGCUAGUGAACGGUCCUACGCCCAAGAGACCACACGUACCUAUCCUACACGAAUCUUCCCUCCGUCAGUGCUUGAUGACUACGACUCCAGCCGCCUCAUUCCGGGCAAGUCGACCUACCGUUCAGUACGAGCCUACCGUUAGUGCCCUGGAACUUCACAAAACCCCUAUGUUUAGAAUGGGGCCUCCGCUUGAGAUCCGUGAACUCAUAGACCACCUCCAUUACCCCCGGGAUGCAAGAGGCAAAUCGGCUUUCCACGAAUCUGGCAGGCUGAGCCGUAAAUGGCUUUUAUUUAUUUUCCCUAAAUUUUUUAUCAAGGGUAAAGAUCUUGGCGUGAAAGCUACGGUCGCGCUUCGACGCUUCUCUGCUCAAGACCUAAAGAUGGAUGAUACCUACUAUGGCUGGAUCCAUAACACACCACUGCGCCAGCAAGAUUACUUUGCGGGUACCACGAACAAAUUUCCCACGAAGCAGUAUUUUGAGUACAAGACGGAGCAAAAGAGCCAGGCUCUAGACGAGAUGCUGGAGGAGGUCAAGCGUGGUCUAACCAACUAA